This is a messenger RNA of Ylistrum balloti, 1452 nucleotides long. RefSeq lists its product as uncharacterized. The transcript has 3 exons. The coding region runs from base 1 to 615 and encodes 204 amino acids. Gene Ontology annotation, cellular component: membrane. NCBI's taxonomy places the organism in Eukaryota, Metazoa, Mollusca, Bivalvia, Pectinida, Pectinidae. The record is from RefSeq and is a predicted model, not a curated record.
AUGGCGGACAAGUCUGUGAUAGCGCUUGUCCUGUCCAUGAUAGCAGUAGCUUUCCUAGUCGGAGCUUUCGCGAGUCCUUACUGGGUAGAAUCUUUCGGCAUUUCGGACAGUCGGUUUAUUAAGGCGGGACUAUGGGAAUUCUGUUUCAAUGAUUACACGUUUUGGAAGGACUACAAUGGAAACAGAUACAAGGGCUGCUGGUAUAUCUUUUCGGACCAAUACAGACCUAUCUGGGAAUGGCUUUCCCCUCAUUGGUUCAUCGCGGUGCAAGUGAUGGUGAGCGUGUCACUGCUCUUCCUGGUUAUUACAACGUUUACAGGCAUCCUGGCAGUAUGUCAUGUUUUCCCAGAAUAUCUUGAGGAGAUCAUCUUAUUGGGUUGUAGUCUUACCAAGUUUGUCAUAGCAAUAAUACAGUUCAUUGUUCUGGUGCUAUUUGGAGUUCAGAAGGAAGACCGUCAAUGGAUGCCUCGGCCGGAUCAAAACUUCUUGUCAUGGUCGUAUGGACUCUAUGUAGUGGCCACAAUGUUCACACUUGCUGCAGCGGUCACACUCCUCAAAGCUGGUCUUGACCUCCGGAAGAAGCUUAAGGAAGAUUUCCCCAGGAGGCGCUAUUAGUCUUUAUAUCCAUCUUUUAAAGAUCUUUUGUUAAAAACAUCAGUGAAGAAUUCCUAGAUCACACAAAAACAUAAAUUGUCAGAUCUCUGUUGCUAUUCCAUCUUUCGGGGAUAAAUAUUGAAUGUUGAAAGGAAAACCAAAUUUGUCCAAAAAUUUCUUCGGUGUGAUAUAUCAAAUUUCAAGAGACUAAGUGAAAUAAUUAUUGGAACAUCAAACUUUCUUGAAGAAUAAUAACAGGAUAUGUACGCAUCGAACUUUUCUUGUAUUUAACUAUGAAACUUCAUUUUUAAGCAAUGAAAUAAUUUGUAUAUACCGGAUACUAGAAAGUGGCCAAGACCACAAUUUACAUUCCAAAAUAUAUUUCUCAGAAAGAGCUCUGGAAAAGAACAUAUAAAUUCUCACAAUAUAACUUACAAGUGCUAGAUGGAAACAUAAAAUAAAGAAUAAUAUUGAGAAUAUCAUGUCAGCUUGAGUCCAGUUAUUUGGAGUUGCUGUUAUCACAUAUUGAUAAUGAUAUUGUUUGGCUAUUGUUUUUGAAAGUUGAAAUUUUAUUAAAAACAUGGUUGGCAUUUUUCAAUUCUUUUUUUUUUAAAGGCUGAUAAUUUUUUCUACAAAAAUAACAUGAUUCAAUGCUAAGAAGAGAAAUUAACAAACUGCUUGUAACCAUUUAUUAUUUGAAAGAGAAGACGAAGACUAGCUAACAAAGAGAUGCAAAUAUUCAAUGUGUACUUGUAGUAAUCAUGGAUUUGAGUUUUAAAUGAUUGUAUCAUUACGCAGCUUAAAUGUUUUGUUACAUAUAUAACAUAACAAACUGUUUUUAAAUGGAACACUUAUUUU